AUGCUUCGGCAAAGGUGUUUAAUUCAACUGACUAAACAGUGCAUAUCGCGGCAGAGUUUACUAAAGAAAAAUGUGAACGUAACAUUCUGUAAACUUCAAUAUAGAUAUAAUUCUGAUGCUAAGGAGAGAAAAUUCACAGACCGCCAUGAAUGGGUUGUUGUAAAAGAUAACAUUGGCACAGUGGGAAUAAGUAAUUAUGCACAGGAAUCUCUUGGAGACGUUGUGUUUGCACAGCUGCCUGAUGUAGGCACAGAGGUUAAAGCUGGUGAUGAGUGUGGGGCUUUAGAAAGUGUGAAAGCAGCUAGCGAAAUAUACUCCCCUGUUAGUGGAACUGUGACAGCAAAAAACCGUGACGUAGAAAACAAACCUGGCUUGAUUAACACAUCUUGUUAUGAAAAAGGUUGGCUGUUUAGACUCAAGUUAUCAAAACCAGAGGAGUUAAAGGAUCUCAUGACCGAUACGCAGUAUGAGACAUUUUUGAAAACCGAUGUUGAAAAGGAACAUUGA
Messenger RNA from Danaus chrysippus (African queen), 507 nucleotides. The record is from the annotation of a GenBank genome assembly. NCBI's taxonomy places the organism in Eukaryota, Metazoa, Arthropoda, Insecta, Lepidoptera, Nymphalidae.